Penicillium soppii is the source of this 597-nucleotide messenger RNA. Its product is annotated as cyclic pyranopterin monophosphate synthase MoaC. Gene Ontology annotation, biological process: Mo-molybdopterin cofactor biosynthetic process. The record is from RefSeq and is a predicted model, not a curated record. The transcript has a single exon. The coding region runs from base 1 to 597 and encodes 198 amino acids. NCBI's taxonomy places the organism in Eukaryota, Fungi, Ascomycota, Eurotiomycetes, Eurotiales, Aspergillaceae.
AUGCUAUCCCCUCUGGCGUCUUCCCAACUCCGUCUCUACUCCAGCACAUCCAAAACGGACUCACCAACCCCCCAAUCCCUCUCUCUGCCAACGACCUCAGACACCGACCUCCCACACCUCACCCCUUCCAAAACAGUCCACAUGACCCAAAUCACCUCGAAACCCGAGUCCGAGCGUGUCGCAACAGCAGCAUGCACAGUCUCCUUCUCUAACGCACGGCCCUUCUCCAUCCUCCGCAAAGGCCAAACCCACAAAGGCGACGUUUUCAGCGUAGCCCGCAUAGCAGGCAUUAUGGCCGCAAAAAAGACACCGGACAUCAUCCCGCUCUGCCACCCUGGUAUUGGCAUUACGGGUGUCGAGGUGAGUGUGGAGUUAGCCGAGCCUAAGAGUGAGAAUGAAAAUGAUCAUGGCGCCAUGCAUGUUGUUGCGUCUGUUAGUUGUUUUGGUCGCACGGGGGUCGAGAUGGAGGCCAUGACUGCUACUGUUGGUGCUGCUUUGACGGUUUAUGAUAUGCUCAAGGCUGUUGAUAAAGGGAUGGUGAUUGAGGCUGUUAGGUUGUUGGAAAAGAAGGGGGGGGAAGAGUGGGCAUUGGCUUAG